CAGUCCAUGGCAAAGCGGCCUGAAGGUGGCUGAAGAUUCCAUCCCCUCAGAGCGCAACCACGACCACAGGCGCGCUUAGGCAAGACGACGCUGCACGGAGAAAGAUACAAUAGCGCAAUAUGGCAUCAGCAGAACGACAAUGGCAAAAUACUGCUCAGGCCGGGUGUGUCCAGACUCUCAACACUCACCAGCAAUAUCAUCCAGGUUGGAAUCGCCAAGCUGGCAAGCCCGGAUGCAUGAGGCAGGCAAAGACACUCAUCUCCCCUGUCUGCCCAUCUCACUCUCGCCGAGGUCUCCUCCGACGCUUGAUGUCAUGCAGAACGCCCCCCGUCAACACUUGCUGAGGACCAAUUUUUGGGGAGGAAGUUGCUGCGGCCUGUUCGGUUGGCCUGGAGUAGGCAUGCUUUCUUGGAACUUGGACGCGGAAUUUGAACAUGACAAUCUUUACUGCAUGGUCAUAUUCGGGGUUCGUAAGCGGCGGUCCAGGAUACUGCUGGAUCGAGAUGAAUCGAAAAGACCGGAGGUUACGCUGGGGUUACCUUCGCAUCUCAAGGCCGAGGGGGUGCUUGCUUGGCCACCGGCCUUGAGCGCGUCGAUCACGUAUGGCUGAAUUCUUUUCGCGGAAGAGAUUUCUCUACCUCUUUUCUCCGGCGAUAUCCUAGAAAAGGCUUGGAGGUCGUCUUCGACAGGAAACUUGCGAGGGUAUCGACAGGGGUCCUGCAAGACGAGAAGGGUGUAUGAGCAAGCUGGAAAAUAGCCAGGGUGAGGCUUGCUUGCAGAGUACGGACUGAAGGCGGCGCACAGAAAGCUCCUUCGGUCUCCGUAUUCCGUAUGCACAUUUCGAGGUCGACGGAAGCUACUGUCUUGGCAGCUUGGAAUCGAGUCCAGAGUCGGAUGAGACGACGUUAUGUGUCGAAGCACA
Molecule: messenger RNA, 922 nt
Organism: Colletotrichum phormii
Lineage: Eukaryota; Fungi; Ascomycota; Sordariomycetes; Glomerellales; Glomerellaceae
Exons: 1
Coding region: 140-610 (156 amino acids)
Source: RefSeq, a predicted model, not a curated record